AUGUAUAUUGUGUAACCUCUGUGAAACUGAAACAAUUGAACAUUUUAUAUUAAGAUGCCCUAUGUAUGAACCAUAUAGGCAUAACAUAUUUGAAGCCCUUGGCUGUCGUGGUGACAGUAUGGGUGUUAUUAUGAAGAAAGUUUUAGGUCUCUCAGAUGUUUCAUGUGAGACGUUAAUAAUUGUAUCAUCAUGUGUACACAAAAUGUACAAUCACAGAGCCAACCUGUUGGCUCUGCUUGACACAUAAUUUCUCUAUCACUUUAUUUUUAUGUUUUCCAAAACAACAACUUUUUUAUCACAUAAUUUAAUCUUAUCCUUGUAUUUUAUAUUUUAUAUGUAAACCAUAUGUAUACUAAAAUGUAUUCUCUCAUAUAAAUGAGGCAAUAAAUAUACAAUACAAUGAGGGAUGACAAUAAACAUGUCUUAUUGACACUGCUACAAAAUAUAAAAAGAUUGGCGAUGUCACUUAAACUAGCUCUAAUGAUAUCUUUCUGCCAUACUUUAGACAACCAGGAUUCUUUCAUAGCUGACAGGCAAAAUCUGAAUUCUCAACAGCUUAGUCAACAGUGGGGAGAACAACUAUCAAAAUUCAUACAAAACAGCUGUGCAUCAAAUGCGUCAUUCCAGCUUUAUGUAGAUAUGAUACAACACUGUGAAGAAGUUGUUGCCCUAGCAGUUGCUGAACGGCUUGGUGGAAUACAGGGUUAUGAUUUGCUCUUGGCAGUUGUCAAGUCAUCUUUACCAUUUUUAUCCCUCAAUGGAGCAGCCUCUUAUGCCUGAUUUUGUACAAAGUUGUUACAUGAACAUGCAUCUGCAGGACAUUUUCAUCAGGAAAUGAAAAAGUGUUUGUUUUCAACACCUAUAGGGAACAGCACUGAGAACUUUGCAUCUGACACAAAAAGAGAGCUAGACCACACAGAUGUUCAUAAAAGCUUUCGCUCAGGCUCCAACAUCAGCUCAGUACAUUAUAGAAUGUCCCUGGUUGACAGCUUUGAACAGUGUGCUCAUGAUUCAUAUAGUCAUACACUUGACCCUGCAUUUGAUGACACUGAUGCAAAGCAUAUAAUACCAACUGCAGCUUUGAUACUUAGACGUGGUCUUGAUCUUGUAGCCAGGGCAAAAAAGAGUGCAGGAACAACAAUCAGAAGAGUUGAACGCAGCAGAACAGAAAAAUUCAUAAAAAACGCCUCAUAA
This is a messenger RNA of Owenia fusiformis, 1194 nucleotides long. The record is from the annotation of a GenBank genome assembly. Lineage: Eukaryota; Metazoa; Annelida; Polychaeta; Sabellida; Oweniidae.